ACGUCCUCAUGUGGAGUCAUUCUUUAGUCUCCGAUUGGAAAUUUCGCGUUAUCUUCGAGCCCUGAAACAGUUUUCACUGAUGCAGGCGCUUAAAAGGCAGCCCUCAGACCGUGACGUCAUUUGAGCGCCGACAGAGGAAAGGCCCUCUUUCUCUUGCAUCCUGUUUCGUCUCCGCUCCCUACGCUGAGAGUGAUUCGCAGGAACUGCACGUGCGCUGCUGAAUGGAGCUGAUCGCUGGUUGCUACGAGCAGGUCCUUUUUGGGUUCGUUGUACGUCCGAAGUCCAAGGCGAGCGGCGACCACGAGAAAUGGACUCCUGUGGCUGACUUCACUCACCAUGCCCACACUGCCUCCUUGUCAGCGGUGGCUGUAAAUAGUCGUUUUGUAGUCACUGGGAGCAAAGAUGAAACAAUUCACAUUUAUGACAUGAAAAAGAAAAUAGACCAUGGGUCUCUAGUGCACCACAAUGGCACAAUAACUUGCCUGAAGUUCCACGGCAACAGGCACUUAAUCAGUGGGGCGGAGGAUGGUCUCAUUUGUGUCUGGGAUGCAAAGAAAUGGGAGUGCCUGAAGUCGAUUAAAGCACACCGAGGCCAUGUGACCUUCCUUUCUGUUCACCCAUCUGGCAAGCUGGCCCUGUCUGUGGGAACAGAUAAGACGUUAAGAACAUGGAAUCUUGUGGAAGGAAGAUCGGCAUUCAUAAAAAAUAUAAAACAAAAUGCUCACAUAGUGGAAUGGUCCCCAAGAGGAGAGAAAUACGUGGUUGUCAUAUUGAAUAAAAUAGAUGUCUAUCAACUUGACACAGCAUCUGUAAGUGGCACCAUCACAAAUGAAAAGAGAGUGUCUUCUGUUACGUUUCUUUCAGAGUCUGUCCUUGCAGUGGCUGGAGAUGAAGAAGUCGUAAGGUUUUUUGACACUGAUUCACUAAUGUCCCUCUGUGAAUUUAAAGCUCAUGAAAACAGGGUAAAAGACAUGUUCAGUUUUGAAAUUCCAGAGCAUCAUGUUCUUGCCACAGCAUCGAGUGAUGGUUUCAUCAAAAUGUGGAAGCUUAAACAGGAUAAGAAAGUUCCCCCAUCUUUACUCUGUGAAGUAAACACUGAUGCCAGGCUGACAUGUCUUGGAGUGUGGCUAGAAAGAAUGAUAGAUGCGAAAGAAAGCUGUCCUCCAGUUGCAGAGCCUUCUCCUGUAAGCAAAGAAGAGCAGUCCAAAAGCAACAUACAGGAAUCUGGCAAUACAGUGCUGGAAGAGGAAAGGCAGUCAAAACCUAACACGAAGAAAUGUGGUGUAACUGGUGUCAGUAAUAAGACAACAAAAGGAAGUAGCCAGGUGUCAACCAAGAAAAGAAAAAUGCUAGAAAUGUUGGAAAAAAAGAGAAAAAAGAAGAAAAUAGGAGUGAUGCUGUGAAUCCCAGAUUUCUCCUAAGAGAAAAACUUUUUAGAUGGAAUCAUUCUUUUCAAAUGCAUCUAAAUUUUUUUCCCCAAGUAAAAGGUAGGAAUUUCUUUUUUUGGAGAAAAUGUACAGCUUUAAAAUCACUAUAUCAUUUUAAAGUUUUUUUUUUUUUUUAACAGUGGUAAAACUAUUUUUGGUAGGCAACAUUUUUUAUAUAUCAUGGUGAUAUAUAGUAUGUUGAUGUGUAAUAUAUAAUUUUUACUGUUGUGUAAAGCAAAUAAAGAACUUUCUCAAAGUAAUAUAUAGUUUUUAAAAAAUUCAAAACCUUGAACACAUUUUUUAUCAGAGGUAGAUAAAAGAAUUGUCUUUCAAAUUUUUCUCCUGACUAGGGGAAGAAUAAAAAAACUGCCUUACUUUAGCUGCUUCAAAUGGUUCUAGUAAUUUUAAUGCAGAUUUUGUUCAUUUUGUUAAAAAGUAUAAAAAAAUUUUCAUAUCAGGACGUUGGGACAAACUUAAAAUUAUGGACAUAUAAAAUAUACAUAUAAAACAUAUGUUUAAGUUUAGGGCUGUGUACAUAAGAUUAUUAGAGAGAUUGCCAAACCUCGUUAAACUAUUUUGUUUCCAGGCAGUGAGUGACAUAAUUUAAGGUCAGGAAAAUGACGUUUCCAUUUUUUUUUUUCUCAUCUAUUUCAGGCCAUAAGAAAACUAGCUAAUAUGACAAAUGUAGUCUUAAUUUCAGCCUGUUGACUAUAAUAUUGUCAUAUUUUUCUUACCUUCUUUUCUCAAUAGAUUACUGAAUGUUUUGAAAAGACACAGUAAUAGGAGAUUUUAGGUUUGAAUUAGCGGGACAGAUGUCAAAUACAUGAGGCUACCAGAGGAAUCCCUCCUGAUUAGGCAAGAUAAGAUACCUGACACUUGGACACUGGAGUUACCACUGACUUCAUAGGAGGAAAUCAUCUAGGGAAUGAACCAAAUUAUGUGUCUGACAUUUUUGUCUACCUCUUUUUUAACUUAUUUCAGGCCUAUAAACAAAAGAGGAAUAUAGGUUUGGUGUUUUGUUUUGAGACUUUUAUUUUUUUAAGAGCAGUUUUACAUUUGUAACAAAAUUGAGACGAAGAUACAGAGAUUUCCUAAUACCCCCUGCCUCCCCACAUGCAUAGCCUCCCCCAUUAUCGGCAUCACAGGAAUGGUACUUUUUUUUUUUUUUUUACAAAGGAUGUACCUACGGUUGACAUAAUCAUCCAAAGCCUGUAGUUUUCCUUGAGGAUCACUCUCGGUUGUGUACAUUCUAUGGGUUUGGGCAAAUGUAUAAUGACAUACCCAUUAAAGUAAUAGAGUAUUUUCACUGCUCUAAAACAACUCUUGUGUUCUGCCUAUUGAUCUCUCCCUUAUCCCCUACAGUCACUGGUCUUUUUAUAUAUUAUCGCCAUAGUUUUACCUUUUCCAUAAGGUCACAUAGUUAGAAUCACACAGUAUUGUAGCCUUUUCAGAUUGGCUUUCAUUUAGUAAUAUGCAUUUAAGCUUCCACCAUAUCUUUUCAUUGCUUGAUAGCUCCUUUUUUUAGUGCUGAAUAAUAUUCCAUUGUCUUCUAUGUAUCACAGUUUAACAUUCCUCUACUGGAGGGCAUCUUGGUUCCUUCCAAGUUUUGGCAAUUAUGAAUAAAGUUUCUCUCUUCAUGUGCAGGUUUUUGGGUGGACACAUUUUCAGCUUCUUUGGGUAAAUACUAAGGAACGUGAUUGCUGCACUAUAUGGUAAACAUAUGUUUAGUUUUUGUAAGAAACUGCCAAACUCUUCCAAAGAGGCUGUACCAUUUUUCAUUCCCACCAGUCGUGUGAGAAUGGCUGUUGCUCCACAUCCUCAUUGUUAGGUGUUGUCAGUGUUACAGAUUUUGGACAAUCUAAUAGGUAUAUAGGUAUUGCAUUGCUUUAGUUUGCAUUUCCUCAAUGACACAU
Molecule: messenger RNA, 3340 nt
Organism: Hipposideros armiger (great roundleaf bat)
Lineage: Eukaryota; Metazoa; Chordata; Mammalia; Chiroptera; Hipposideridae
Gene: PAK1IP1
Product: PAK1 interacting protein 1
Exons: 10
Coding region: 222-1403 (393 amino acids)
Molecular function (GO): protein binding
Source: RefSeq, a predicted model, not a curated record